CGCCCGAGGACGGGCCUUCAUCGCCGGAGGGCCGGACCAGGAGGAGGCCGUGGCCUCCCGGAGGGCCCUGUCGACACCUCGGCGAGAAGGCGCCAGACAAUGGAACUUGUCGACACGGAACGGUCACCUCACACGUUCAGCAUCGCGGCCCUUAUGGCAAGCCAGCCUGGAGAGGCUUACCUGCACGGAGCCGUGGCCAGGGCAGCACCGGCGCCAUACCAGGGGGACGUGGCUGCUGCGUCCAGGGACUGCUGUCUCGCCGACUGGGGUGCUGGGCCCAGCUACGCGGCCGCCGUGGCUCCUUCAGCGAGUACGCCGGUGAAAGAUAUGGAAGCAUGCCUGUUGACAAGCACCAAGAACCGUCCCAGUCUCGCCGAAGCCUAUCGAAGUUCCACCGAGUUCUCAGUCUGCAAGGAGGACAGCAACCCAGCCACCAAGUCGGACGACGACAGUUCUUCGGUGCACGACGCCGGGGGCGCGACCGCAGUGAGCGAAGCAGGCCCCGCGCUGCUGGCCAGCCUCGCCGAAGAACCCAAGCCCCUGCACCCGAAGCUCGCCAGCGUCAGCGCAGCUCUCGAGAUGAAGGGGCUCUGGGACGAAUUCAACAGCCUCGGCACCGAGAUGAUCGUCACCAAGGCCGGAAGGCGCAUGUUCCCCACGUUCCAAGUGAAGCUGUACGGCAUGGAUCCGCAGGCGGACUUCAUGCUCAUGAUGGACUUCGUCCCCGUGGACAACAAGCGCUACCGGUACGCCUUUCACAGCUCCAGUUGGAUGGUGGCGGGCAAGGCGGAUCCCAACAUGCCGCCCAGGAUCCACGUGCACCCCGAGUCUCCCUCCAAGGGAGCCCAGUGGAUGAAGCAGGUGGUCUCGUUCGACAAGCUCAAGCUCACCAACAACCAGCUCGACGACAAUGGGCACAUAAUCCUCAACUCUAUGCAUCGAUACCAGCCCCGAUGUCACGUGGUUUACGUGAACGCCAAGGGAGAAGACGCGUCGAAGACAGAAAACUUCCGUACCUUCAUCUUUCCCGAGACCAAGUUCACCGCCGUCACCGCCUACCAGAACCACAGGAUAACCCAGCUGAAGAUUGCCAGUAAUCCUUUUGCCAAAGGCUUUCGGGACUGUGAUGUAGAAGACUGGGCUGUCCCAACGGGGGUUGCGGAAAUGCUGAGUCACCACCUUCCAUCGGCCAAGCUGCCCAAGGUUCACCCGAGGCCCGCCUCCAUUCAGCAGCUGCUGGGAGUUGGCCACACUGGGGCUUUCACCAAGUCAGAAAAAGACGACGACACCGAGCAGUUGUCCAACAGCGCCAUCUUCUCGAGGGUGCUGGGUUCUACCGGCCUGCCCAUGGGAGCCCAGGGAAGCUGCGGCGUCGGCCAGCCGUACUCGAGCGAGCUGUGCGCCUACGCGCCCACCUACGACAACUACGUCUAUCAGAUGAAGAUGGAGUCCAGGGCGUCUCCUUACAACCGACCUGCCGUGCCGUACCCGGGCUACCCGACGCCCACGACGCAGGCCUACAACUCGCUGUACCCGCCGAGGACAAAGCAGACGACAAGUUACGACUACUAAAUGCCAUCAAAAAAAGGGGGAAGGGGGAGAAGUGGCAAAGCACGUCAUUACACAUAGAGCCACAAAGUAAGUUACGCUUAGAGUAUCGCCCCUUCGUUCCUUAAUUAUCUUAUGGGCGCCGCCAUUUCGGAACUUAGUGCAAAGCGGGCGAAAUCGGUGAUAAAAUUAGGACUCAAGAAAUACAACUUCCUUAGCUUUAUUUACGGCGUCAGGAAGCUCAGGCGAUAUCGUUUUGCUCAGUCGAUUUCAUGUUUCUGAAGGAUGGAAAGGCGUUCCCUGCGAUUUCAGCUAAAAUUUUCGGACAACUCGCAACAAUGAUUUUGAGCGCCAAGAUGACGGAAGUUUCGUUACUUUGAGGAGUAACUUAUUUAUAUAGGACAUAUAAUUACACCCUUGCUCGAGCGGUGAACAUGUGAUGAAAGCAGUGUACUUAUGUUCAGUCUAAUUGAGCUUGCCUCGUCCUUGUUUUGAUGUGACCGCCUAAAAAAAAAAAAAAAUUGGUUAUCAGUUUUAUUCGAGUAAAUGACCGGGCAUUGUGCAAUCUUCGACGACUAAAAUGGGAGCUUAUAUUGCUGCUGUACUUAGUUUCCUGUAUUGGGUGAUACCGGGUGGGGGUGGAGUAGUGCCAUGUACGAGCUCUGCGGAGCUACAACCGACCUCAACUUUGACCUCUGACAGGGGUUCAAAGGGAACGAGGGGUAGUAAUUAACACCAAUUGGUGGAAUCUUCCUGUGCCUCGGGUGAUGCCUUAAGAGAUUGAUGGAAUCCUUCGAUAUGAAGCAUGGUGUAAGGCGCGAAAAACAAAGAACACAAGGAAGAAGACACACACACACAGGCGCCCGUGUGUGUGUCUUCUUCAUUGUGCCCGUUGUUUUUUGUGCCUUACACCAUGCUUCGUAACGUUCACAAACUAGCCCACCUACAAGUUCUUCUACAGAACCCUUCGACUAUGCCGUUGACUAUAGGGUGGUAUAACGUUGUGUGAAUGUGAUGUGUGUAUACCGAGGAGCUGCGUUAGAGAACGAGAUAGAAAUGACUCGAACUGUCGUCCUCUUUCAGUUGUUACGCUGGACGGGACACCAAAUCUUGCGACCCAUCCGCUAAUGAAAAAUUACGGUUGGUUGUUUAGCUUUCUUCUCUGACAAAGCUAUGCUCUCGCUGGGGACGUCAGUGUAAUACAAACUAAUAAAAACGUUAUAUUGCAGCAGGCUCUUAUGAUCAUUUGGAUUUGUACGGCAUGUGCAGUGUUAUCAAGUCAUUGUUAUUUUUGCAACGUGUAUUUGAAAGAACAAAACAAGCAUAUGUUCGUUGAUUUCCCGAUUCCCUGGACUAUCUAAAAUUAUCAUUAGCCAUGGAGAGCCGGUUGGUUCGUCCUCUUGGUUUUAAGUCAGUAUUUUUUUUCUUGAUGUUUGAUGGUCUAGUGUUCUAAUGGGUAUUUAGUUCGUCCGUGCUAAGCUAUACGCUUUGAAGGGUAAAAAAACGCUCACGGUUCUAGUCCAACUACCGAUAAUUGCCACGGCAGAUUAAGUAUUUAUGGGAGUAAUUCGUUCCUUGCGCAGCAAAGCAGUACAAGAACCGUUAGAAUGGAGUGCAUAUACACAUAUCAAUUUUGAAAGACUUAUAUUAUUCUCAGAAUCAUGCAUCCUGUGAGAUUGAGCGCUCGGUUUACUGUCACUGUAUUUUUCUUAUAAAACUCGCUUUGUAAUGACGCUCUUCCUUUGUGCGCGUGCCAAGCAAUAUUGUAAAAAUGACGGAUCUAUAUGAGAUCGAUGUAAAUAAAAUCUUGUUUUCUCAAAGUUAAAA
Ixodes scapularis (black-legged tick) is the source of this 3375-nucleotide messenger RNA. Its product is annotated as T-box transcription factor TBX1-A-like. Lineage: Eukaryota; Metazoa; Arthropoda; Arachnida; Ixodida; Ixodidae. Gene Ontology annotation, cellular component: nucleus. The record is from RefSeq and is a predicted model, not a curated record. Gene Ontology annotation, biological process: positive regulation of DNA-templated transcription; cell fate specification; regulation of transcription by RNA polymerase II. Bases 100 to 1572 code for a protein of 490 amino acids. Gene Ontology annotation, molecular function: DNA-binding transcription factor activity, RNA polymerase II-specific; RNA polymerase II cis-regulatory region sequence-specific DNA binding. The transcript has 8 exons.